Aspergillus brunneoviolaceus CBS 621.78 is the source of this 770-nucleotide messenger RNA. RefSeq lists its product as uncharacterized. The record is from RefSeq and is a predicted model, not a curated record. NCBI's taxonomy places the organism in Eukaryota, Fungi, Ascomycota, Eurotiomycetes, Eurotiales, Aspergillaceae. The coding region runs from base 107 to 424 and encodes 105 amino acids. The transcript has a single exon.
CAGCGCAACCUCACCCUAUCCACCUCUUUUCCUCAUCCCCCCUCUCUCCAGGCACCCCCCCUCUCUUUCCCACACCAGACACAAAAGAUAAAGGCCACGAAGAAAAAUGUGCGACGUCCCCUUCUUCCCCAUCCUCCCGAUUUGCUUCCAAUGCGGCACCGACCAGAACCCCUGCCGCUGUAAAGUCGUCGGGCCAACCUUAGGUAUAUCCUUAUCCUGUCCCAGAAAACCAAUUCGGUGGUGUUUGGGCUCCGUUUCGCUGACUGGAUUGAUCCUGUUCCGUGGGGGCUUAGGAUUUAUCUGUACGGUUGUAGCUGCUGUAUGUGUCUCCUCCCUUUUCUUCAUCGCAUCGUUGGGUUCUACUUGUAUCUGGAAGGAGAGAGAGUCAGUCGAAGGGGAGAAUAGGCAUUGGGAUUCUAAUUAAGCUCCAAUACAGGUGAUCUGCUACCCGGCAUCGAUCUUCUGCGGGUGUUGUUUGACGAAGACGGGGAAGGAGUAUGUGCCUCUUCUAUUGAGACGAACUCUCCGAGGGAAGAUGAUAGUGGGCUAACCGGUUCAAUUCAGUGUGCUGGGGUAUCCGGUGAAGGUGAAUGGGAUCGUUAGUAAUGCCAUACCGAUAUAGGUAUUCAUGGUUUACUCAGGACUGAGGUUGGUUAGAGGGGUUCAUGAUAGAAGUGGAUGGGCGAUGUUAAUCAUAAUUAAUAAUAUUUUCACUUGAACAUCAUAUCUGAUGUACUUCAUAUCAGACUGUACUGAGUGAAAGUGAGCAA